Messenger RNA from Leguminivora glycinivorella, 1690 nucleotides. RefSeq names its product F-box/LRR-repeat protein fbxl-1-like. Lineage: Eukaryota; Metazoa; Arthropoda; Insecta; Lepidoptera; Tortricidae. The transcript has 2 exons. The record is from RefSeq and is a predicted model, not a curated record. Bases 369 to 1646 code for a protein of 425 amino acids. Gene Ontology annotation, molecular function: protein binding.
CCAUAAUAUAACAGUUGCAUAACAGUUAAAAUUGAUCAAAAAUGUAGGGGCCAACUUUUCAUUCCAGUAGAAUAUUUGAAUUUCGCGCCUUUUCUUGACCGUCUAUAACGGAGUUGCCCGCUGGCUAAAAACGCGAUUACAAGAACAUACAAGAAUGCUUCAGACUCUCACUCCAAUAGGUGCGUUCGAGUUAAGGAUUUCACCGCAGUGCACAUGUUGUUUAUCAGUUUGACAUUGACAAUUGAAUGGACACUUGACAUUGACAAGUUGAGUUUACUUUGGUUGUGUUUUGUUUUGUUUUUAUCACCGGCCUAUCAUUUCGCCAUCGCUUAGCGAUAUCCUUAUCCUAUUUAUAGAAAUAAUGCGAAAUGUCGGAAGGAGAAAGUAACGAUCGUACCAUACUGGAUUACCUGAACGAGGAUUGUUGGCGCAUAGUGCUACGCGAUGUGCCCAUCCCGGACAUUGUAAGAAGCGAACGCGUCAGCCGCCGCUGGCAGCGAGUGGUGCUGCAGUACUUGCGAGGGACACGGUUUAGUUUUUCUUUUGACUGGGACAGUGUAGAUCCUUUUGACGCCUAUCCCUUUUAUUUGCCGAAGUCAAUGUACGAAUCAUUCGAGAUGUGGACAACUAAACUUGGUUCCUCAGUUAUCGGGGCCUACUGCAAGGAUAGAGAAAGCUUAAAAACCUUGAUAGAAAACUGUCCUAACCUCGAAGCGUUAACAUUGGUCAAUCUUGAAGAACCCGAAGCGAAUACAAAAGAAUUUCCAGAAAAUUUACUAAAGAACUUCUGGUGCCUAAAACAGAUUUGUUUCUUCAAUACAUGUAACUUAUCAGACCGAUUUGUCAGCCAGAACAUAGCAGAUAAAGUAUUAGAAGAACUAGUAUUCUAUCAGUGUUAUGAAGUCACAGGAGAAUGUUUGACAACUGCAAACUUAUCUAAGUUGAAAUAUCUAGCCUUUAAAAGAUGCUUCGAUCUGCGGGCUGCGCACUUAAUCUCAUCUACUAACCAACUUGGUGAGCUGACCAAACUGGAACUAAUUGGUGUUUCUAAAGAAAUAUCACAAAAAAUUCAAUUUGUUUUGGAUAAGAUGCCUAAAUUGGAACAUUUAGAAAUACAUACUGAUGCUGGGAGGUACAAUGGUUAUCUCGAAACCUACGAGCCUAUCUGCCGUCUAAGUUCCUUGACACAUCUGCGUAUAGACCUCAAAAUGACAGACGAGUCAGUAGAAGCCAUAACUAGAUGUUGCAAACAGCUGGAGACAUUGGAUCUUGGUGACUGCGAGUUCCUUAAUUCGGAGGGCUUGGAGGCAAUUGGUCGAAAUGCUGGAGAACGCCUCACUCAGCUUGGGUUACAAUAUUUCUGUGACCUGGAGGAUGAUGAUGUGGUAAACUAUGUCCGUAGCUGUCCGGCGCUAGGUUGGCUGACAAUUAUUGGGACAUGUCAGAUAACUCCAGCUUUGCCGGCGCUUGUGUCAGCUGCUCGGCAUGAGGUGUGCCCAGGAAGUGAACUGGUCCUUGACAUCAGUGAGACGAAGCUGACCGACCCUUAUUAUCGCCAUAGUUUUUUAAAUGAAGACGAUGGGGAUAUGGAGGAAUAUGAAGACAUUCAAGAAAAGUAUGAAGACCUGGCGGUAAUAUUGGACUAAGCUCAAUUUGCUAUUAACUUUUUUAAAUAGAAAAUAAUAUAAUA